This is a messenger RNA of Striga asiatica, 1656 nucleotides long. Lineage: Eukaryota; Viridiplantae; Streptophyta; Magnoliopsida; Lamiales; Orobanchaceae. The record is from the annotation of a GenBank genome assembly.
GUCCCAUACGAACUGACACGUAAGCCAUCACCAGCCUCUCAAAUCCGAACGUACGAAAAUUAAACAGAAAACAUAAAAAAUGAAAAAUCGAAGAGUCACUCACUCGAUAGUCGACACAAGGUCGCGGCCCAAGAAAAAGAUCAGAUUUUUUUUUCAAGAAAAAACAAAAAUGGCCACCACCACCGCCACGGCCACAACUACGGCAUCCCACCGCCUCCUCUUCUCCACCUCCCGACCCAUCUCGUGCCCGACCCGCCUUCGCACGUCCGCCGUCACCGGAGCCGCUGGGAAGAGGCGCCCCGCCGCGGCGGCCGGAAGCGUCCGCGUGCGGCGCAUGGCGGUGGCGGAGGGGGAGAAGACGAAGAAGAGGAGCGGGUACGAGAUACAGACGCUGACCAACUGGCUGCUGAAGCAGGAGCAAUCGGGCGCCAUCGACGCCGAGCUGACCAUAGUCAUCUCGAGCAUCUCCAUGGCCUGCAAGCAGAUAGCCUCGCUCGUUCAGAGGGCCGGGAUUUCUAACCUCACCGGAGUUCAGGGCGCGGUCAAUGUGCAGGGAGAGGAUCAGAAGAAGCUCGACGUCGUGUCCAACGAGGUUUUCUCGAACUGUCUGAAAUCGAGCGGGAGGACCGGGAUCAUAGCCUCAGAGGAAGAGGAUGUUCCGGUGGCUGUGGAGGAGAGUUAUUCCGGAAACUACAUUGUUGUGUUCGAUCCUCUCGAUGGGUCGUCCAAUAUAGAUGCGGCUGUCUCGACCGGCUCAAUAUUCGGGAUAUACAGUCCGAAUGACGAGUGCCUUGCUGACGUUGGGGAUGAUGAAACGCUCGGCACCUCGGAACAAAGGUGCGUCGUGAACGUGUGCCAGCCUGGCGACAACUUGCUCGCGGCAGGCUACUGCAUGUACUCGAGCUCCGUCAUAUUCGUGAUCACCCUCGGUAGAGGCGUGUACGCCUUCACACUCGACCCAAUGUUCGGCGAAUUUGUCCUAACACAAGAGCAAAUCCAAAUACCCAAAUCGGGAAAAAUUUACGCUUUCAACGAGGGUAACUAUCAGCUGUGGGACGACAAGCUAAAGAAGUAUAUAGACGAUCUCAAGGACCCGGGCCCCACCUGUAAGCCUUACUCAGCCCGGUACAUCGGAAGCUUGGUCGGUGAUUUUCACCGGACUUUAUUGUACGGAGGAAUUUACGGCUACCCGAGAGAUAAAAAGAGCAAGAAUGGUAAAUUGAGGCUCUUGUACGAGUGUGCGCCUAUGAGCUUUAUUGUGGAGCAAGCAGGCGGGAAAGGGUCAGAUGGGCAUCAAAGGAUUCUCGAUAUUCAGCCAACGGAGAUACAUCAACGGGUACCAUUGUACAUUGGGAGCAUGGAGGAGGUGGAGAAGUUGGAGAAAUACUUGGCUUGAGUGAGGAACGUUGAAAUGUAAUUUUAAGGUUUAGAUUUUGAUGGACAUAACAUAAACAAUCUGUGGGGUGAUUAUUCUUUUGGAAAGUGAAAAGUUUUUAUUUUGGAAUUCUGUAAAAAGUUGGAGAAUCAAGAAAAUAUAGCUUGUCUUGUUUCUUAUCUUCAAACUAAAAUCUUGUAAAAAUUUAGGACCUGAUAUUUGGGAGCUUCUUGCCUACUUCAGAUAGAUAAGUGGAUCAUGGUACAAAAAUUCUUGGCCAA